Exophiala oligosperma is the source of this 1344-nucleotide messenger RNA. RefSeq lists its product as uncharacterized. The record is from RefSeq and is a predicted model, not a curated record. NCBI's taxonomy places the organism in Eukaryota, Fungi, Ascomycota, Eurotiomycetes, Chaetothyriales, Herpotrichiellaceae. The transcript has 5 exons. The coding region runs from base 1 to 1344 and encodes 447 amino acids.
AUGACCGACUAUGCGCCACGAAGCAGUCAGGAUUACAACACCUUCUUUCACAAUCAGCAACUCGCCAUGUCGCAUUAUUCCAAUGGUAACGGUCUCAACUACCUCUACAGCAAUGGUCAAGUUCCGUAUCAGGCCGUCAACACGCAAUAUCCAGCAUACUCGACGGCUUUUACACCUACGCACAAUGGUCACUCGAGUUCCAUGUAUAUGCCCAAUGUCACUGCCUUGCCUCUUCAGUACCCCAUCACAAGCACCCGAGUCCCUACCCUACCAUCCCAGUCGCGUGCGCUCCCAUCAUCCUCCUACUACACGGGGUCUUCCUCCAAUCAUCGAACGCCCCUUCACCAGCGCAUCAUGUCUCCUCGGGACUACAGCCAUGCGGACGGUACUGAAUGUCAAGACUCUCCGAACGAAGAUACAAUGCUCUCUGAACCCGUCAUACCUCCCUUGGAGGGAUAUCCGAAUGUUCACGAUUUCGAUGAAUUGAUGAAGCGUUAUGUCCAAGACCUGUCUCCAAAGAAACAGGAUAAGGCAUUGAUUAAUGCUCGAAGAGCUGCCAAUAUUCGACACGUCCUGAUUGACAAGAAGACCACUUCGAUUGAAUCGGCGCAAUUCAGAUUCUGGGUGAAGAAGAUGUUCACGCUUCAAUUAGCCGAUGGAAAACCACCCGAGCACCGAAAAAUCUGCCACGAAGGCAAGCCGGUAGCAGUACGAGAGAAGCUGUUCAAGAUACUUACCAAAGCACACAAGCAAUGCCAACAUGGAGGACGUGACAAGACCUCUGCCCAGGUCCGACGUGUAUAUUCCUGGGUGCCGAAAGAACUGAUCUCCAGGUUCGUCAAGCUGUGCCCGACUUGUCAGGUUCGGAGAGGCACCGCACGUAAUUCACCACCAGAGCUGGAGAGGAGCCCCGAGGCCCGAAUGAAUUCGCAUUCGCCAGAGGACAGUGCUGUGUCUGGUUCCAGAAAGAACUCGACGUCGAGCAGAUCCACCACCACCAACGUGACUUUGCCAUUGCUGUCUGCAGGAUUUCCCAGUAGUGCGGCUUUCCAACAACAGAAUCGCUGGAUGACUCCGUUGUCGCCUCAACAGGAUAGCAUGGAAAGCAACCGUUUACCGAGUAACAAUAUCAAACAAGAAGUGUACAACACCAUGCCGCCUAUGCCCAUCACCUGUGCCGACAGCGCACCUACUGGGAUGUCAUUCUCAUCUGUCAAUGGUAGUUUUUCCAGUGUUUCGACCUCUUCCAAUGCAUAUAGUUUGACUGCUUCAGGCCAUACAGCACACGGGCAUGGUUCGACAGACCACGGUUAUGAUUCCAAAACUGGACCUCACUAUCUUUGA